CCACUUGGCCGACGUCAUCGCGUCUCCACUGUGCAUACGCUUCUCUCUUUCCGCCACGGCGACCCAAACGAGGCGCGACGCACGCGCCGCCCCGCCCGGCGGCUAGCCGUGUCCGCCUCUGCCACGCCACCACGACACGAGUCCUCCUCCCGCACGGCACCCGGUCCCCCCCCCCCCCCCGGCGGUGGUGCGUCGUCGUCCACCGAUCCGUCCGUCCGCGCCGCACGCACGCACGCAUCCCGCGCCGCGCCGCGCCGGCCCAACCGAGCGAGAUUUUAAUUCGGACUCCGUCCCCGACGCGACGUCCACGACAAGUCGACAACCAACUCCCCCCCUACCCCUUUCCCACCGCCGGCUCGUUGCCCCCCACGGUCAACACGAGCGAGCCGGGGGGUCGAUCCAACGGCGGCCGCCCAAUGCCUCCGCCCCAGCGUCUCCACGUGCCCCCCUCCGCCUCGGUCACGGCCCACGGGCCGCCUCGCCGCUCGCCCGCCUGCCUCUCCCCCCUCCUUUUAUUCCCCACCGCCGCACCGGCUCACCGCUCACACCGAUCUAUCCGGCUAACCCCACCUGCCCCCGUCCGUCCGCCCGCCCGCCCGCCUCGGCGACUUCACGCGUACAAGGGGGAUUUGUUUUCUCUAGGGUUUCGUUCGCGAGGAGGAGAGAUCUGGUUGGGGAGAUGGACGGGAAGCCGCCGCCGCCGAACCCGAACCUGCCCUACCGGGAGGACUGCUGGAGCGACGGCGAGACGGCGGCGCUCGUCGACGCCUGGGGGAGGCGCUACGUCGACCUCAACCGCGGGAGCCUCCGCCAGCCGCAGUGGCGGGAGGUGGCCGAGGCCGUCAACGCGCGGCCGGGGGCGUCCGCGCGCCGCCGGCCGCCGCGCACCGACAUCCAGUGCAAGAACCGCGUCGACACCCUCAAGAAGAAGUACAAGGCGGAGCGCGCGCGGGGGACGCCCUCGUCCUGGUACUUCUACAGGGACCUCGACAUGCUCGUCGGCCCUACCCUCUCCGCCGCCGCCGCCGCCGGCGGUGGCGGUAGCGCCAAGAAGCCGUCCCCGCCCCGCGGGCUCCCCAUGAUGCGGAGGCGCCUGGAAUCGCCCUCCCGCUCCCCCUCGCCGCCGUCACCGACGCCGGCCGUGGCCCUCCCCUUGCCAAACUACCGCCAGGCGUCGAACCUCCCGUCCGCGGGCCUCCUCUUCAAUAAGAUGGCUGCAGCGGCCGCGGCGGAAUCUGAUUCAGAGGACGGCUACAACAACCCGAACAACAACUAUGAGGACGAUGAAGACGACGGCUCGCAGCAGUCGGCGUCGCGGUCCGUGUCGUCUCGUUCCGGUGGCGUUGCAGCUGCAGGUGCAGGUGGUGGUGGCGUCAGCAGCAGCAAGAGGAAGAGGGGAGGCGGCGGCGGCGGAGGGUUCGGGGAGCUAGCGAGGGCAGUCGAAACAUUUGCCGAGAUGUACGAGCGCAUGGAAUUCGCUAAGCAGAGGCACGCGGAGGAGAUGGAGAGGCAGAGGAUCAAGUUCCUCAAGGAUCUGGAGCUGAAGCGGAUGCAGGCUUUCGUGGACGUGCAGCUUCAGCUUGCAAAGGCAAAGCACGGGAAGCAUCCUGAUGGUGCCACGGAGAUGCUCAUGUCUCUCGCCGCGCUCCCGUUCCUCAGCACCCCUGCUUACCUAUGAUAAUUUAAGAACAAGAGUUUAGGUAAAGAUUUGUUUGGUCUCAGAUUUAUAUUGUGGUGGACUGGUGGUCAUAUUAGGCCUGUAGUGGAUUUUUCAUGCGAUUCCUAUAUGGGUACUGUUCCUUUAUAUUAAGCUGUCUCAGAUAUUCCAGCGUGCUUAAAUUUGGCAAUGCCUGGUUGAUAUCUCCUCAGAUUGGGAGGUUUACUAAGUUUGAAAUUCAACUGUCAAUUAGCUUUCUUCAUAUCA
This is a messenger RNA of Oryza sativa Japonica Group (Japanese rice), 1924 nucleotides long. Its product is annotated as trihelix transcription factor ENAP2. The record is from RefSeq and is a predicted model, not a curated record. Gene Ontology annotation, cellular component: nucleus. Lineage: Eukaryota; Viridiplantae; Streptophyta; Magnoliopsida; Poales; Poaceae. Gene Ontology annotation, molecular function: transcription cis-regulatory region binding.